AUGCUGAGUGCCAUUCGCCUUCCGCCCGCUCCGCUCGUCAAAGCGGCAUCCCGUGGUGCUGCUGCGUGUAUCACGACUCCUGUGCCGCGCGCUGCUGCUGCUGCUGCACUGAGCACGGCUGCAGCUGGCGUUGUCGCUUCCAAAGCGCCGAAACGUGCUCAAGUUGCGCCACCCACUUUGCCCGUGCCGGCGUUUGACGCCUUCCUCUCCCCCUCUGGCGCCGUCCUCGUUCCCUCCUUUGGCGCCCUCCCGUUCCCCACCAUUGGCGGCGUCCGCUCCCGUAUCGAGAGGAGCUAUGAGUGCUCCAGCCUGCUCAUUUGGCCCCGCAGGUCCCGCUCCACCUCUGCUUCUGGUCCUCCGUCCGAGACCGAAGCCAAAGCCCCUUCUGCGACUGUCAACCCUUCAGCGGAGGAUGACCGUGCGUUGAUUGAUCGCCUGCCCGAGGCCCUCCGCAAGUCUUUCGAGGCGACAUGGGAGGCACCCGCCCUUCGCAAGCACCUGCUCGAAAAGCUGUCCUCCGACCCGGAUUUCGAAAAUGACCAGAUCACUGCUCUCGCAUUGGAGCUCAAGGAAUUCAAACGCAUUCCGGCGCAGGGAGUUUCCCUGGCACGCGAAGCAAGCCUUAAGGCCAUGGACGAAGUUCACAAGAGUGCAAGUGUGCAACGAAUCGUGACGACCUUCCUCAUCUGGGUCGAGCAGUGGUCCAAGAACCAAGGCCCCUCGUAUCCCACCGAUGUUCGCGAGCUGAAGCGUGCCCCGGACCAGCAACGAUACCCGGGAGAUUGGCCUGAGCAUGUCGACCCUGUCUAUCUACGCUACAAUACGACCAAAGAGAUUCUGACCGAAAUUCAAGAAUCAAUUUUCAGCCCCAACCGCUCCUAUCGCUCCACAUUCAAUUUUUUGCAAGUCGCCACCAUGAGCGGCAUGGGCAAAACAACUUACGGCGCGAACAUUAUCACGCACCUCCUCAAGGCUCUCGAGCAUCCAGCACCGGUUCUCGGUUUUUCAGAGGAGCGCAGGUCAUUGUUGACGAAUCUGCUCACCCAUCGUACGCAGACCGUCUUCAUUGAUUUCAACGGUCGAGGCGACGGUCUCGAACCUGAAGAUAACUUUCGCAAGCACAUCUGGCUUGCCAAACGUCUUGCUGCUCGCGGCCUGCUGGACUUGCCCAUCAGCAGAGCUAGUGAUUUGCUGAGUCGGAUGAGCAACCUCGACGUCAAAUCGGUCAUCCGCGAGCUCUGGCGACGCUUGCGCGAGCGCCAGCAGAUUCCCGACGAUGAACACGCCCUUCUGAUCAUCCAUAUCGACGAGUAUCAGCUCGCUCACAACUUCCUGAGACGACACAUGACAUUGGAAGAAGCUUCCGGCACGCUGGCCAAUGCUUUGAACGAGAUUCUCGCCUGCAACUUUGACUCGACGAAGAACACUGUCGUUGUGCUCCUGACAGCUACUUCAACCGCUGGUUUGACCGAGUAUCCGCUUACAGUUCAUCGGAUGAAACUGGUGUAUCUCGAGCCGCUCUCUUUUCCUUCUGCCCUGGGUCUGCUUGAGAAAAAGUGGAACACUGCGAAACCUCCGAUUCAGCUUCACGCGCAGUGGCGGAACACUCGAGAGUUUCGUCAGUUUGUUCACGAUGUUGGCGGUUCUCCAAAGCUUCUUUCAAGUCUUUCGGCUCAUACGCAGCUCGCAUAUGAGCCCAACAAUAAAACCAUUGCCAUGGUUUUGAAUCACUUCGCAAUGCGACUCGCGACCGUCUCGUUCCCUUUACCUGUUGUCGAGCGAGACGUCUUAGCGCUUGUUGAUCUCGUGCUGACUCAGCGGCCUGUUCUGACAUCGACACGAGUUGGUCAGUUCACAGUUGAACAGCUCGCCUACCACGGAAUCCUGACUCUCGCUCCAGCGGCCGAUGCUCCAACGCCCAAUGCUAUGGUCGUGGUUGGUUGCCCGAUUCCUUAUCUGAAAGACAUGAUCCACCAGCACGCGGACCUCACAUGUUGGUCUGCUAUGAAUUUGUUUCGGAUGCCUUUCGAGUCUGUUGAAGACGGGGAUAUUUUCGAAACCGCUGCGCACUUGUCGUUGACGGCACAUCUCCGCUUGCUCGGCACAGCCGAUCAGUCUUGCAAAGUCACCAGCCUUCUGUGCAUCAAAAACCUGACCGACCUUCGCGGUUUUGCUCAGGCUACCGUAUUGUCCCGCGCCUUCUCCCCGUCUGCCUCUUACGUGCCGAUCAUCGAGGGCACACAGAUUCUGUCCAAAAGCAACUCGACCUUCAACUUCUUCACUCGUCGGGUUCAAGGAAGAAGCCCCUGGUCCCGUAAGCAACUGGAUAUCGGCUGGAUGGCCUCCUGUGUUGACGCCCCAGCAAACGGCAUUCCGGUAGUUCAGACGGCGAAAAACACUUUCGGAGUCGACAUGUGGGUCCUUCUUCCCGCUGAGCACAACUUGUACGCAAAGACGAAACCCUUGUUGGUUCUCUUCCAACUCAAGCACCAUCAAGCCGUGAGUCAAAGCGAUACUUUCAGCAAUCUCCAGGGCACGAUCGAAACGACUCUAGAGAAGGUGACCGCAGGUGUUACAGACCCGCAGACCGGCGAGACCGUCUGCGACGUGCUAAUGGUCGUGAUGGUGACUGGAACCGCCAGUCAAAGCCCGAAAGCAGCCACUCGGCUUGCGGCAGAUCGAAAAUGGGCCAAAGCACUGGCAACAUUGAAGAAAAAACCCGACCCUCGUGUGAUUGUUCUCAUGGGCGAGGAUGUGCGCCGAGUUGUGCCUUUCAUGUGGUCGCGCUUUCCGGACACUGGUGACUGGGUCGUGCCGAGCAAAACCGAUGCGUCCCGCCAGGCUGACGAUUUGUCCAUCUAG
Capsaspora owczarzaki ATCC 30864 is the source of this 2862-nucleotide messenger RNA. RefSeq lists its product as hypothetical. NCBI's taxonomy places the organism in Eukaryota, Filasterea, Ministeriida, Capsasporidae. The record is from RefSeq and is a predicted model, not a curated record. The coding region runs from base 1 to 2862 and encodes 953 amino acids. The transcript has 5 exons.